ACAUGAAUUACGAUGAAGACAUUGUCGAUGAAGACGAAUAUGAAGAGUCGGAAGCUACAAUGUUGUUCGCUGAAGAAAUCAAAAAACAGUUCAAAAGAGAGUUUCCGUUGAAAGCAGAGACAGAAAAAAAGCUGAAGCAGGCAACAUUUCGUCGACAUGCGCCGGUGGAGGCCAGAAAAAUCAAUUUCGAUAUGACACUCUCACCUGUGGCUCCAAUCGAAUUGGCAAGUGCAAAAAAAGAAAAAGAGUCGGCACAGCGUCAAUUGGUAACACUCCGUGAAGAUCACGAACGUAUGAAACAAAUGAUGCAAACGAAUCAAGCGAAGUUGGCUGAAAAAACCAUUGAUCUGGAGACGAAUCGUGAGAAAAUGUUGGAGCUGCAAGAGCAAGUCGAACUUCUGAAGCAAGAACGAGAUGACACCAUCGCAGAGUGUAAUCGAAACGUUGAUAUUUGGACAGCAUUCGGCAAAAAAUACUACACUUGGUACUCAAUGGCGAAUACUCAGCUGGAAUCUGUGAAAUUGUACAUAGACAACGACGGAAAGUUUGAAAACGACGAAGAAGUUACACGAUUGAAUGCAGUUCCAAGACAGAUGUACAGGGCUCUUGAACAAUUCGAUUAUGAUGAUGAAACAGUAGAAGAACUUGGUUCAGGAAGUCUGCUAGAAUAUGAAGGUGUUUCAUUUGCUACCCGUAGACCACCAUCUCCUGAAACGGAAAGAGAAAUCGCUCGUGCUGAUCAAUCGGCUGCUAACUUUACUCUACCUCAAUCCAAUUUCACACUUCUCGAGGAUUCAAAUAACACCAUAAUGCCAGAAGAUCAAACAAUGAUGACUGAUGGCUGCAUUGCCAAUCGAUCACUUAUUGAUUACGAGAAAGAUGAGAAAAUUCAGCGAUUACUACUGGAAAACAGUGUUCUCAAAGAUCGUUUGAAUGUCUCGAGUGGGCGUGCUGAAAGGUCGAUGAUUUUCGAAGAACGUAAUCGUACUUUAGAGUUUGAGAAGAAAGCUCUCCAUAAGCAGUUGGACAGCACAUUUAGUGAGAUUGAAGCUAUUCGGAUUGGCCAAGCAGGGAACUUGUUCAAUAUAGACGAGAAAAUUCCUUCGAGUUCAGACAAUUCCGCUAAGCAACUGCAGCUCAUUGACAGAAUCACUCAGCUCAUUACGAAGAACAAUCAGCUCGAAAAAGAUUUUGAAGCAGCUACUUCCAGAAUGACGAAAGUUAUGCGAGAAAGCACAGACUGUGCUCGUCGCAACGAACGACUUGAGGAUGCUUUUUCGAGCGAGAGAGUCAGAAGCCAAGACCUUGAAAAUGAGAAAAGCCGGCUCUCUGAACAGUUAGAGUUGAGCAACAAUGAAUUGGAGAAGGUCAAGAAACAGUUGGAAGAAUCUCAAUCUCAGCUCGAUGAAGUUCUCAGCAUGACUUUAACUGUCCCAGCUUCAGAACCGGCAUCUUUACCUGCUCCAACCGAUGCCGGAAAUAGUACACAGAUUUUCCAUAUGGCUUCUAAUCCACUCCAAGAUGCUCACAAUGAAUUCCAAGCGUCUGAAAGUAGGAAAAGAAAGUUGACAGAUGCUCCAGCUGGUGAUCAAUGGAGAGAGCAAGAGUUUGCUGAAUUGGAGAAGCGUCUUUACGACUGCGAAAGUGAGAAAAAAGUACUCGAAAGUAGUUACAAUCUUCAUAAGGAACUCUCGUCGAAGUUCCGGCAAGUUUGUAUUGCUCUGACCGGUCUCCAAAUCAAACUGAAAGAUGCAGACGAAGGAAUAUGCACUGUACAAAGCGAAUAUGAAGGUGGUUCCGCUCAGCAGUUCGUGUUUAAGUAUUUCUAUGGAACUCCUCGCAUCGAUAUGCUUGAUGUCAGCUGUGAAUCAACUACUGAAAUGCUUCGAAAGUGGGAGCCACUUAUGAAAAAGUACAUUGGCGACCGAAAUUCGAUUCCGGCUUUCUUAGCAGCAAUGACUCUUCAGCUGGAACAGGAUCGAGAUUUUGACGAGACGAUGCAUGAGAGAACACAUACAUUCAGUGUCUUACACGAGGACUAAAUCAUUGAGCUAUCUAGAUCUCAAUUAUUUUUCUUCAAAGGAGAAGCUGUUAAAUACACUGUUACCUGAAUAUUUGAUGUUUCAUUCCAUUUUAUUUAUUUAUUUUUUAAUCUAAAACGUGUAGUGAUCAAAAUUAAUCACACAAUGAACGUUAUAUUUUCUU
Molecule: messenger RNA, 2205 nt
Organism: Caenorhabditis elegans
Lineage: Eukaryota; Metazoa; Nematoda; Chromadorea; Rhabditida; Rhabditidae
Gene: mdf-1
Exons: 5
Coding region: 3-2042 (679 amino acids)
Source: RefSeq, marked reviewed